This is a messenger RNA of Laetiporus sulphureus 93-53, 1743 nucleotides long. RefSeq lists its product as uncharacterized. The record is from RefSeq and is a predicted model, not a curated record. The transcript is spliced from 2 exons. The coding region runs from base 1 to 1743 and encodes 580 amino acids. Lineage: Eukaryota; Fungi; Basidiomycota; Agaricomycetes; Polyporales; Laetiporaceae.
AUGGCGACAGUCGGCGUUAUCUCUACCGCAGCCCCUGCGCGUCCCCAGCGGACAUCUCCCGAGGUCAUCGAUGUUGACGCCUUUGAAGAGGACGAGGUUCUUUUCCUUGGCUGUGGGUCAUCGCAGAGCCGACCUCCAGUUGAGCCUGGCCGCAGUGCAUCGGUGUCCUCUGUCGGGCUAAGCACUCAACCCAUUCUGAUUGUAGACAGCGAUGAGGAACAAGCGCCCCCACGAGCCAAUCGACGGCGCCUCAUAUCGCCUCCGCCUCGGCCUGUCUUUGGCAGAUUCACACCACCCGUCCCACCACUUCCUGCUCAAUUUGCUGGCCAGCAGUCGUUUCCAACGGGUGCUCGAAACAACCGGCCACAUCCGCCCAUUGUUCGCCCAAAUGCGCAGCCCUUUGCGUUCGAGGCAAGUUUGCGCCAAACACCACGACGCGUCCCCACCCCAGUCGAUUUGAUGCCAGCCGCGGCGCCUCGCUCCAACCACCAGCCUGCGAUGGGCUUUGGCGGCGCUCUUAUCGCCAUGAAUCGACAGAACGCCAUUGCAGAAGCGAAUCGACAACGUGAGGAAGAAGAGAGGUUCCACAGGCAAUUACCGGAGCGAGGAGCAGGCAUGCGCCGUUUUUUGCCUGCCUUCGUGGAACUUUGGCAAAGCAGAAUAUGGGGGACUGCGGAACACGACAACGCCGACUCUUGGCUCCUUAAUGCUGACCCCAUCCAUAAUAUUCUCGCGGAAGAAGCUCCAGGGCUCGUCUUCGGUUUCGGUACAUUUGGUAGUCGGUCUAGUGCAACCGAGCAAUACUACAAGACGAUAUACACUCAUGCGGAGAAGGCACAGGCUGGCUUCACUCAUGAUUUCGCCCCCGCUGAGGGCAUACCACCCUCUAGUCAAUCAUCGUCAACCGUUAUUGUGCUGGAAGACGAUGACGCAAGCGAAGGAGGCAAAGGCAGCGUUGUUGCUAGUUCCUCGAGCGUAAUCGAGACAUCUACGACUCUCGUCUGCGCGCGAUGUAUGGAUCCCCUGGUCCUACCAGCAGCAGGUGCAACGACAGAUGAGGAGAGGAAGACACGAAAGAUUUGGGCUCUCAGAUGCGGUCACAUGUUGGAUGGCAAAUGUGUCGAAGAGCUCAUGUGUCCUACUCCUGAACAGUCUAACAUUGUCGCGGAGCCGGAACUUCCAGCGGAUCCCCAGGGCAAGGGCAAGGGCAAAGUGGUCGAGCGUGCUCGAGCUAUUGAUGCGGAGCGUGCAACAUCCUCUCAGAGCAGUGGAAAGGGGAAGGGGAAGGGAAAGGCGCCUGCUUCGACGGAUCGUAAAGGCAAGGGCAAGGCAACGGAGUCGCCGCAGAUCGAGACCCCUAUGCCAGGAGCGUUCCCUGAGUCGCCUGUCAAGCAUGAAACAGAAUCGACGGAUGAUUCUAUCCGUUCACGCCUACGCCCUCGUCACCCUCGAGGACCUGCCGAGCCUGGCUCAAGUACAACUGCUGAGUCUUCAUCUUCGGCGUUCCCGCCAUUGUCAACGCGGCCGGUCCGCUCGCUACCACGUCGGCGCAGUACGCCCGCUCCAGCACCCAUGCGUUCCCGCGCGAAGGGUAAGGGAAGGGCCAGGAACAAGCCGUUGAUUGAGGCUCAGUAUGAGUGGGAGUGUCCUGUCGUGGGCUGUGCCCGCGUCCACGCUAGCGUCUUCAUUGAUGGUGAGUGGAAGAUGGAAGAGGAGCGCGGUGCGAUCGCUGUGUUUGUAUGA